Molecule: messenger RNA, 7067 nt
Organism: Salvelinus fontinalis (brook trout)
Lineage: Eukaryota; Metazoa; Chordata; Actinopteri; Salmoniformes; Salmonidae
Product: transcription factor E3-like
Exons: 10
Coding region: 925-2316 (463 amino acids)
Biological process (GO): regulation of transcription by RNA polymerase II
Cellular component (GO): nucleus
Molecular function (GO): DNA-binding transcription factor activity, RNA polymerase II-specific; RNA polymerase II cis-regulatory region sequence-specific DNA binding; protein dimerization activity
Source: RefSeq, a predicted model, not a curated record
UGGUCUAUCUUGGUUUAGUUAUACAAAUCUUUUACCACUAGGCUCCAUUUGGUAGGAUUUCGUUUAGACUCGGCUAUUUUGACGAGAACAUGUUAUAAUGUUUCAUCUGCCUCCUUGUCUAAUAACAGUAAUAUUGAUACAAUCUUUCCCCUGCCUAUUGUGUUGUUACAAUGUUUACACUACAAUGUUCUACAGUCAUUAACUGCAGUUAGGCUACAAUAUUCUAACGUUUCAUUUGACAGAAAGGUGGUGCGUGAUUUAUAGUAGUCCGGGUAGUAAUGGGUUUAGUUCACUAGCUUCCUAUUUUUAGCAGCUCUACGGAUGCCUGUCAUUUUGUCGCGCUGUAGCCUAAGCAACUAAUACGAUGUAACAAGCCAAUUUCUUAGGAUACAAAGGGCAUUCUUCGAUUUUAUUGUCUUAACGGUCAUUUGAUCGCUGAGGCAAAAACCUAUAUUUUUGGUGGGCCCUAGUUGAAUGUUGAUGAGGUUUCUAUAGAGGUUUUGUCGGUUUAACCGUUGAGCGGAGCAGAAGGCUACAUCCUCCUCUUUAUGAUGAUAACAUGGCUUCCUAUUCUAUAAAAUAAAAAACGACAUUUUUGUUUUGACAAACUAAUUCUCGUUUUUCUGCAUAAACCUAAUUGUGAGACUGGAAUAUUUUCCCCACCAAGGACCGAUUAUGGAAUUCCAUUACUCGUGUUUCAAGCUAACGGGCUUUCAGUUAUUUUUCUCCUGAAGGCAACGGGACUAUUUAUUCAUUUAUUGUGUGGAGCCUCUCCUACCUGAGUCGGGGAUAGUAGCAGAUAUCGAGGUUGAGAGCAUCCUCCCUUCAGACUCUGAUACCUUCUACCAGCUGAAGAGCCAGCCCAUCACUCUGAGCGUGUCCCAACCCCCCUCUGACGCGGCGUCUCCCUCCUCCGGCUCGGUGAUGACGUCCCGGGUGUUGAUGAGGCAGGAGCUGAUGCGCCAGCAGGCCAGGGACCAGGAGAGGAGAGAGGCCCAGCAGCAGGUCUCCUCGGCCCAGCUACGCACCACCGACUCCUCCCCAGCCAUCUCCGUGGCUCCAGGGCAUCCCGGGGCCAGACCUCCCCCUGCCCAGGUUCCUGUGGAGGUCCUCAAGGUUCAGACACACCUGGAAAACCCCACUUGGUAUCACAUCCAGGCCUCCCAGAGACAGCAGGUUAAACACUACCUCUCCUCCACCCUCGGGAACAAAGUGACCAAUCAGACGCUGGACGCCUCCCCCUCGCCUCAGUCCGUAUCCGCCCCCUCUCUCCAGCCUGCAGCCAGCAGCACUCCCAGCAGCCCAUUGGCUGUGCUCAGCCUGAGCUCCAACAAAGAGGAGAUGGAAGACGUGAUCGAUGACAUCAUCAGUCUUGAAUCCAGUCUUAACGAUGAGUUCUUUACGUUGAUCGAUCCUGGACUACAGGUGGCCAACACGCUGCCGGUGUCAGUGAACAUGCUGGAUGUGUACAGCAGUGGCGGGAUGGCUGUGCCUACCGUCUCCAACUCCUGUCCUGCCGACCUGCACAAUGUCAAGACUGAGUUAACCGGUACCGAGGUGGAGGUUAAAGCUAUGAUGAAGGAGCGACAGAAAAAGGACAAUCAUAAUCAGAUUGAGAGACGCAGGAGGUUCAAUAUCAACGAUCGCAUCAAGGAACUGGGAGCUCUCAUCCCCAAGUCGAGUGACCCAUCCCCCUGCUACGGAGACAGGGAGACGCGUUGGAACAAGGGCACCAUCCUGAAGGCGUCUGUGGACUACAUCAGGAGGCUGCAGAAGGAGCAGCAGAGAGCCAAGGAGGUGGAGACCAGACAGAGGAAACUGGAGCACAGCAACCGUAACCUACUGCUACGUAUACAGGAGCUUGAGAUGCAGGCCCGCCUCCACGGCCUCUCCACCCCCGCCUCUUCCUCCCAAGGCAGCUCCUCCUCACACCUAAGCCUAUCACAGUCCCUGGACCCCAGCACGGGCGACGCCCUCUCCAGGACCCUCCUCUCCCUGAGUGGUGGCCAAGGCCUCCAGGCUGCCUCCCCCUCCUUCCUGUCUCCACCCCCCUCGGCCUCUCCGGUUGGUCUGAUGACUAUGGGCAGUCCCUUGGAUCUGGACUCUCUGAGCUUCUCUGACCUGGAUGACCCGUCGGCCGCAGCCUUCCACGCCUCCCUGCUGCCGGACAUGGGUCUGGGGGACAUCCUGAUGGACGACAGGGGGCUGGGGAUGUCCUCUGUUGGGGGCAGAGACCCCCUGCUCUCCUCCGUCUCCCCAGGAGUCUCCAAGACCUCUAGUCGCAGGAGCAGCUUCAGCAUGGAGGAAGAUUUGUGACUGUUAUAAACCCUAGACCCUUACACUCUAGCCCCUACACUGCUAGGCAGGAACAGAUUCAGCAUGAAGGAAGACUUGUGACUGAUAUAAAGGGACUCUAGAUCCUAAUCCAUAGCCCUUACACCCUAGACCCUACACUGCUAGGCAGGAACAUAAUCAGCAUGGAGGAAGACCAGUGACUGGGCUGAGUCCCAAACCAACUCCUAGACCCUACACCCUAGACUAAACCCUAUACCCUUAGACAGUUAAUGUAAAUCUGAGAGAUUUGGAAAAUAGUAAUCAUGACAAAUCAUUCCAGCCAGUAGAAUCAUACCAGAGUGUUUAUAUCAAUCCCCCGUCCUUUCAGAUUUACAGGAGUGACUGGAGAGUCGUUUUUUGGGGGGAUUCAGCAGAAGAGGGGUUCAGGAUUCACUGCUUAUUGUCUUCUGGUUCUACGAAUCUUCCAACUGGGAUUUCUGGAAGAAAAAAACACGGGAAUUUUGGGAAAGUUUGAAGGGAAUUUUUUUGCAACCCUAAUUUUAGUUUGUUCUAGAAAAGAAUUUCUAGAAAGAAUUCCUGAUCCCUGUGGCGAUGACGGAAUCCAUUGCAGCACUCCAAAUAUUUUUGAUCUCCAUGCUUGUAAGAGAAAAAACAACGAAAUAGAAUAGAUCUGUGGAGCUGUUCUGUAGCAUUAAAAGAUCAACAUACAUGUAAAGAUACACGUGUCUUAGAUACCAGCCUAUUUUUUAUUUUAUUUUAUAGUUCUGUGAAUAGUAAUUAUGAUAGAGGUAGAUAUAUAGGGGGAAGGGAACAGGGAUACUGGAGUGAUGGAGGUAGAUAUGUAUAGGGGGAAGGGAACAGGGAUACUGGAGUGAUGGAGGUAGAUAUAUAUAGGGAGAAGGGGACAGGGAUACUGGAGUGAUGGAGGUAGAUAUGUAUAGGGAGAAGGGGACAGGGAUACUGGAGUGAUGGAGGUAGAUAUGUAUAGGGGGAAGGGGACAGGGAUACUGGAGUGAUGGAGGUAGAUAUGUAUAGGGAGAAGGGGACAGGGAUACUGGAGUGAUGGAGGUAGAUAUGUAUAGGGGGAAGGGAACAGGGAUACUGGAGUGAUGGAGGUAGAUAUAUAUAGGGGUAAGGUGACUAGGCAACAGGAUAUAAACAGAGUAGUGGCAGCUUGUAUGUGGGUGUGUAGAGUCAGUAUAAGUGUAUGUGCAUAUUAUGUGUUGGAGUGACAGUGUGUAGACUAAACAGGGCCUUGUGACAUUGUGCAUAGAGACUGAAAUAAAAGGGUAAACUCAAUCCGUGUAGCUAUUUAGUUAGCUAUUUAGUUAGCUAUUUCGUUAGCUAUUUAGUUAGCUAUUUAGUUAGCUAUUUAAUGUAGCUAUUUAAUGUAGCUAUUUAGUUAGCUAUUUAGUUAGCUAUUUAGUUAGCUAUUUAGUUAGCUAUUUAGUUAGCUAUUUAAUGUAGCUAUUUAAUGUAGCUAUUUAGUUAGCUAUUUAGUUAGCUAUUUAAUGUAGCUAUUUAGUCAAUCAAUCAAUCAAGUUUAUUUUAUAUAGCCCUUCGUACAUCAGCUAAUAUCUCGAAGUGCUGUACAGAAACCCAGACUAAAACCCCAAACAGCAAGCAAUGCAGGUGUAGAAGCACGGUGGCUAUUUAGUGUAGCUAUUUAGUGUAGCUAUUUAGUGUAGCUAUUUAGUGUAGCUAUUUAGUGUAGCUAUUUAGUUAGCUAUUUAGUGUAGCUAUUUAGUUAGUGUAGCUAUUUACUUAGCUAUUUAGUGUAGCUAUUUAGUGUAGCUAUUUAUUUAGUUAGCUAUUUAGUGUAGCUAUUUAUUUAGUGUAGCUAUUUAGUGUAGCUAUUUAGUUAGCUAUUUAGUGUAGCUAUAUAUUUAGUGUAGCUAUUUAGUUAGCUAUUUAGUGUAGCUAUUUAGUUAGCUAUUUAGUGUAGCUAUUUAGUGUACCUAUUUCUCAGUAGUAUAGUAUUGAUAGAAGCUGUUCCAGAGCCUGUUGGUGUCAGAUCUGAUGCACCGGUACCUCUUGCCGUGCAGUGGCAGAGAAAAAGAGUCUGUGGCUUGAAUGGUUGAGGUCUUUGAUGAUUUUCCGGGCCUUUCUUUUCAAACCGUCUGAUGUAGAGGUCCUGGAUGGCAGGGAGCUCGGUCCCAGUGAUGUACUGGGCUGUCCUCACCACCCUCUGAUAUAGAGGUCCUGGAUGGCAGGGAGCUCGGCCCCAGUGAUGUACUGGGCUGUCCUCACCACCCUCUGGUAUAGAGGUCCUGGAUGGCAGGGAGCUCGGCCCCAGUGAUGUACUGGGCUGUCCUCACCACCCUCUGUAGAGCCGUGCGAUCGAGGGCGGUGCUAUUGCCAUGCCACGUAGGGGAAGAGGUACUGUCGCGCCUUCUUCACGACUGUGCGUGUGUGUUUUGGACCAUUUUAAGUCUUUUAAUGAUUUAAAUACCGAGGAAUAUGAAGCUGUCUACCUGCUCCAGUGCCGCCCCUGUCGAUGUGGAUGGGGGGGCGUUCUUGUUUCCUGUAAUCCCACGAUCUGCUCCUUGGUCUUACUGACACUCAGGGAGAGGAUGUUGUUCCGGCACCACACUGUCAGGUCUCUGACCUCCCUGUAGGCUGACUCAUCGUUGGAGUCGUGCCCUGGCCACGCAGUCGUGGGUGAACAGGGAGUACAGGAGGGGACUAAGCACACACCCGUGUGGGUCCCCCCCCCCCAUGUUGAGAGUCAGCAUAGCGGAGAUGAUGUUGCCUACCACUCACCACCUGGGAUCGGCUCGUCAGGAAGUCCAGGAUCAAGUUGCAGAGGAAAGUGUUCAGACCCAGAGUCCUGAGCUGGGUGACAAGCCUGGAAGGGACAAUGGUGUUGAACGCAGAGCUGUAGUAAAUGAACAGGAUUCUCUCAUAGGGUGCCAUUUUAUAACGAUUAAAGUGAAGCACCUUUUAUUGGUAAACAUGUUGUAUAAUCCAGUUGAACGGUGUGUGUUGGUAUGCUAUUAAAGUGUGUCAAGAGUCACUCAGGAAAACGCGGUUGAGCAGCCAGCCGUACCGUAGGCUAAACGGUUACAAUACUGUGUUUUGUUGGCGGCAUAUUGUUCUAUAGUCCUCAAUAGCAGGACCGUUAAUAGUGGCUCUCAACUUUAUCUACAAGGUUUUAUCACUCUGUGUUCCUGCCUCUGUGUUCCUGCCUCUGUGUUCCUGCCUCUGUGUUCCUGCCUCUGUGUUCCUGCCUCUCUGUGUUCCUGCCUCUCUGUGUUCCUGCCUCUCUGUGUUCCUGCCUCUCUGUGUUCCUGCCUCUCUGUGUUCCUGCCUCUCUGUGUUCCUGCCUCUCUGUGUUCCUGCCUCUGUGUUCCUGCCUCUGUGUUCCUGCCUCUGUGUUCCUGCCUCUGUGUUCCUGCCUCUCUGUGUUCCUGCCUCUCUGUGUUCCUGCCUCUCUGUGUUCCUGCCUCUCUGUGUUCCUGCCUCUCUGUGUUCCUGCCUCUCUGUGUUCCUGCCUCUCUGUUCCUGCCUCUCUGUGUUCCUGCCUCUCUGUGUUCCUGCCUCUCUGUGUUCCUGCCUCUCUGUGUUCCUGCCUCUCUGUGUUCCUGCCUCUCUGUGUUCCUGCCUCUUUGUGUUCCUGCCUCUCUGUGUUCCUGCCUCUCUGUGUUCCUGCCUCUCUGUGUUCCUGCCUCUCUGUGUUCCUGCCUCUCUGUGUUCCUGCCUCUCUGUGUUCCUGCCUCUUUGUGUUCCUGCCUCUUUGUGUUCCUGCCUCUCUGUGUUCCUGCCUCUCUGUGUUCCUGCCUGGGUCAAUUCAGUUCAGGAAUUCAGGAAUACAAUUUUUUUUUAACUCACAGAAUGCGAUGCGACAUUUAAAAAAAAAAAAAAUGGAUUAAAGCUGCAAUAUGUCACUUUUUGGGCCACUUGACCAAAUUCACAUAGAAAUAUAGAUCUGUCAUGCUCGUUGAAAGCAAGUCUAAGAAGCGGUAGAUAUGUUCUAUGUGCACUAUUUCUAUGCUUCCUAUUCUUACAUUUAGUUUUUUGCAUCUUUUACAUUCAUUCAUACUAUGACAGAUACUUAACAUCGUUUUAUGUUUGUUUAAUUUAGUCUGUUUCCAACCUCAUAUGACGGCGUUUCACCCAUAGAGUUAGAGGACUCUUGAUAGAUAUAACCCGGAAUGACACAGAUACAGAGAUGAGUCAUCUAUCUAACUCUAUGGUUUCACCAUGGGUUCAGUCAGUCUGUUAUAUAUAUAUAAAAAACAGACUGACUGAACCCAUGGUGACACCAUAGAGUUAGAUAGAUGACUCAUCUCUGUAUCUAUAUAUAUAUAUAUAACCCACGGGCUGGAUGGUCACUGACUACUGUGCACACUUUACUCUUGUCACUUAUUUUCAUAGAAAAGCAAUAUGUAGGUGGUUGAGUAGAAUUGACUAUAGUCACUUAUUACAGCCCUGUAAGAUACAGUAUAUGGAUUAAGCAUUAGGGAAUGAUGGUGAAUAAUAUGUUUUAUAACUGACGUUUAGGUUCUGCCAUAUGCAUAUUAAAUCUGUAUUGUGUUUACUUUAUGUAUGUAUGUAUGUAUGUAAAUAGAAAUGGUAUAUAAUAACUCGAUUAUAGCAUCAUGUUCUGGAACAAUACAUUUAUUAACAAAUAUUUUCUGUGUAAUGUACACAUUAUAUGCCAUAUAUUAUGUAAAAACAUUACAUAUAUUUGGACUUAAUUAGUUUUGUUUUUUUAAUGAAAUAUAUACUUUAUUUUAAUCAUUUUCUCUUUUAAAUAUAUGUGACUCUGA